This is a messenger RNA of Oryza sativa Japonica Group (Japanese rice), 2009 nucleotides long. Its product is annotated as transcription factor BHLH089-like. Gene Ontology annotation, cellular component: nucleus. NCBI's taxonomy places the organism in Eukaryota, Viridiplantae, Streptophyta, Magnoliopsida, Poales, Poaceae. Gene Ontology annotation, molecular function: DNA-binding transcription factor activity; protein dimerization activity. Gene Ontology annotation, biological process: regulation of DNA-templated transcription. The record is from RefSeq and is a predicted model, not a curated record.
UGUCUGCCUAUUCCCCCCUUCCCUCUCUCUCUAUAGACAGACAUCCCCGCACCGAGAAGAGAGGCGCGCGCCCCACUUUGUUCCGCGCCGCGACGCGCACUUCCCGCCUUUGCCGUCCUCGCGCCGGCACGCGCGCGCGCACGAACGCACGAACGCUCGCGUCGCGUCGCGGAGCUCGAGGCGUGUUCCCGCGGCAAUGGCGCACGACGGGUUCCUCGGUGGUGGUGGCGGAAGCUUCCACGCGAUGGCGGCGUGGCCGCUGCCGUUCGACGCCGCGGCCGCGCUGCACGGGGGAGGGUGGGACAGCGACCCGGCGCUCGGCGAGCUCGUGCCAUCGCCGGUGGGGGUGGGGGUCGGGGGCGGGGUGCACAAGGCCGCGCUGAUGGACGAGCUGGCGAGCAGGCUCGGCGGCGUGUGCGGCGGCGGGCUCGGGGGCGGCGGGGUGCCGUCGCCGCCGUCGUCGUCGCGGUACGCGUCGUGCUACAGCACGCCGGUGGGCUCGCCGUGCAAGCCCGCGCCGGCGCCGCCUGUGCCUUCCCUGCUCGCCGCGGCGGACGCCAUGAUCGCCGAGCGCGCCGCGCGGAUGUCGUGCCUGGCGGCUGCCGGACACGGCGGCGGGAAGCUCUCACGCGCGGCGAGCAGCCAGUCCCUCCUCGCGGAGACGGCGGCGGCCGGUGGCGUCCACCAGCUACCGGCGAGCGACGGGUCGAGCAGCGACGCUCCUUGUCGGAAGCGGAAGGCGCCGUGCGCCAAGGCUAGAGGCAAGGACGCAGCGACGACCAUUGCCAAGUCGCCGGAGCCGGGGACGAAGGCGAAGAAAUGCAAGCUGUCCGCGGACGCCGCCGGAGACGAGGACACGAAGCCGGUCGCCGGCGACGCGGGACACGGCGGCAAUGGCAAGGGAAAGGUCCUCGACGCCGCCGGCGAGCCACCCAAGGACUACAUCCACGUGCGCGCUCGCCGCGGCCAGGCCACCGACAGCCACAGCCUCGCCGAGCGGGUGAGGAGAGAAAAGAUCAGCGAGCGCAUGAAGCUGCUUCAAGACCUCGUUCCUGGCUGCAACAAGGUGACAGGCAAGGCAGUGAUGCUUGACGAGAUCAUAAACUACGUCCAGUCGUUGCAACGGCAAGUGGAGUUCCUAUCAAUGAAGCUUUCCACCGUCAACCCGCAGCUGGAUUUCGACGUCGACAACUUCAUCCCAAAAGAUCAGGCUAGUGAUCCCAUCAUGCCCGCGCCGUUGUCGCUGCCACCGCCACCGCCACCGCUAUCCUACUCACCGGAGGGCGCAAGCCCGGGGAUCUGCUACGCGUCGUCGCAAGGGACAGCAAUGCAGAGCGUGGUGACAAGCACCAAACACUUAGAAACGGCGCCAACAUUUGCAAACCACCAUGUCAUCCCAGUUCCCUCACUUGAUGGGUUUCACAGUGCUCAUUCUCAGGCAGGGAGCUGCAUGUGGGAGGAUGACCUGCAGAGCGUGGUUCAGAUGGGGUUCAGGGGCAAUACAUGAUAGAUUAGAUAGAUAGAUAAACAGAUGAGAGCCCCCAAUCAUGGCCAUGGUCUCUGAAUUGAUUCGGGGACAAAUCAGUUUCACCAAUCAAAGCCAGGAGACGGUCACCCGGGGAGGCAUGUCGGGUGCUUGGAACACUUAACACGAGGGGGUUGGGUUUGAGCUACCUCCAACCCAAUCAUUGGAUCAUCCCUCCAUGAUUGUACAUACAACCCCCCCACCUUCAAUGUGGGGGAAGAAAAUGGAAGAAGGAGAAGGGAUAAAAUGCCCUACUUGCCCAUUGCCUCAGCUCAAAGAUUUGUACCACGGCGAGGCCGAGGCGGAGGCGGAGGCGAAGGCAAAGGCGAAGACGAAAAAAGAAAAAGAUUUAGUUUUCUUCAUUUGCUCUUAGGAAUUUUCAUCCAUCUCACAAAGGAUGCAAUAUGUAAUGUUGCAGUGGAAUGUAAUUGUUUCUAGACUUCAACUUGGGAUUUGAAUAUAAUUAUGAGAGAAGUUUCUUGCA